AUGAAGCCGGAUGCCGUCGUCAACCUGGCUGUCAGGCACUUUGAGACGGUGCGCGACGCGUAUCUCAAGUUCGCUGAGGCCAUCUUGGUUGAUGAAAGUGACUAUGUCGUCAGCGACACUCGCGCAGGCGGCCGGGUUGACAGGAAGGAAGCAUACCGUCAAUCUCAAAGCCCUUGCAAAUGGGUGGCCUCCGCCAGCACGACAGUCCUCGAAAUCAGCAUGCGCAAGGCUAUUCUCAAUCAAGCUAUCAGACCCAGCCGACUUAUCGAGGGCCGCCUCAAGGCUACUCGCAACCCCAACCCUUAG
This is a messenger RNA of Colletotrichum aenigma, 306 nucleotides long. RefSeq lists its product as uncharacterized. The coding region runs from base 1 to 306 and encodes 101 amino acids. The transcript has 2 exons. NCBI's taxonomy places the organism in Eukaryota, Fungi, Ascomycota, Sordariomycetes, Glomerellales, Glomerellaceae. The record is from RefSeq and is a predicted model, not a curated record.